This is a messenger RNA of Trichosurus vulpecula (common brushtail), 4129 nucleotides long. RefSeq names its product oxidative stress responsive kinase 1 (gene OXSR1). Gene Ontology annotation, biological process: protein phosphorylation. The transcript has 18 exons. Bases 175 to 1776 code for a protein of 533 amino acids. NCBI's taxonomy places the organism in Eukaryota, Metazoa, Chordata, Mammalia, Diprotodontia, Phalangeridae. Gene Ontology annotation, molecular function: protein serine/threonine kinase activity; ATP binding. The record is from RefSeq and is a predicted model, not a curated record.
GCGGGGCGGGGCGGGGCCGGGCGGAGGCGCGGAGUGAGGCGCCUGCUGGCUGCUGCUGUCACUCCUGCUCCGGCUCCGGCUCGGGCUCCGACUGCGGCCCCGCUCGACUUUCUAUCCCCGGCGUGCCUGGGGGCGGGGGCAGGAGGAGGUCGAGGAGACCUGGGCGCAGCCGCCAUGGCCGAGGAUGCGGGCGCGCUGCCCUGGUCCAUCAACAGGGACGACUAUGAGCUGCAGGAGGUGAUCGGAAGUGGAGCGACUGCGGUGGUCCAAGCAGCAUACUGUACCCCCAAGAAGGAGAAAGUGGCUAUCAAACGGAUAAACCUUGAAAAAUGUCAGACCAGCAUGGAUGAGCUCCUGAAAGAAAUUCAAGCCAUGAGUCAGUGCCAUCAUCCUAACAUUGUGUCUUACUACACGUCCUUUGUGGUGAAAGAUGAGCUUUGGCUGGUGAUGAGGCUGCUCAGUGGAGGGUCUGUUCUGGAUAUUAUUAAACACAUUGUUGCCAAGGGGGAACACAAAAGUGGAGUCCUGGAUGAGGCCUGCAUUGCCACGAUUCUCAAAGAGGUUCUGGAGGGCCUGGAAUAUCUGCAUAAAAAUGGACAAAUCCACCGGGAUGUCAAAGCUGGAAAUAUCCUUCUGGGUGAAGAUGGCUCGGUGCAGAUCGCAGAUUUUGGGGUUAGUGCUUUUUUAGCAACUGGUGGUGACAUUACCCGAAAUAAAGUGAGGAAGACCUUUGUGGGCACUCCUUGCUGGAUGGCACCAGAAGUCAUGGAACAGGUCCGUGGUUAUGACUUCAAGGCCGACAUCUGGAGUUUUGGAAUUACUGCCAUUGAGCUAGCCACGGGGGCCGCUCCCUAUCACAAGUAUCCGCCCAUGAAGGUAUUAAUGCUGACAUUACAGAAUGAUCCUCCUUCUUUGGAAACUGGUGUUCAAGAUAAAGAGAUGCUAAAGAAAUAUGGAAAAUCAUUUAGGAAAAUGAUUUCAUUGUGCCUUCAAAAAGAUCCUGAGAAAAGACCAACGGCAGCUGAACUGUUAAGACACAAAUUUUUCCAGAAAGCAAAGAAUAAAGAAUUUCUCCAAGAAAAAAUGCUUCAGAGGGCGCCAACCAUUACUGAGAGAGCUAAAAAGGUUCGGAGGGUGCCGGGCUCCAGUGGCCGACUUCAUAAAACAGAGGAUGGUGGCUGGGAGUGGAGCGAUGACGAGUUUGAUGAAGAAAGCGAGGAAGGGAAGGCAGCCAUUUCACAACUCAGGUCUCCUCGAGUAAAGGAACCGUUAACAAAUUCUGAGCUCUUUCCUCCAUCUGAUCCCAUGGGUACUUUACUCCAAAUUCCUGGACCUUCUCCUGCUCAACUACCUCAACCAGCAGGACAGACUCCUGCCCAGUCAGCUCACAUCCCUGUCCCUCUGCCUGUCCAGGCACCUGCAGCUCCAGCAGGAGGAGCAGGGCAGGCUCCACCAUCCGAAGGGGUAGGUUCCCAAGAGACCAAGGUCCCCAUCAGUCUGGUACUAAGGUUAAGGAAUUCAAAGAAAGAACUUAACGAUAUCCGAUUCGAAUUUACUCCAGGAAGAGAUACAGCUGAUGGUGUGUCACAGGAACUCAUCUCUGCUGGCCUCGUGGAUGGCAGAGACCUAGUCAUAGUGGCAGCUAAUUUGCAGAAAAUUGUGGAAGAACCUCAGUCAAAUCGCUCUGUCACUUUCAAACUGGCAUCUGGUGUUGAAGGCUCAGAUAUUCCCGACGACGGCAAACUUAUAGGAUUUGCACAGCUCAGCAUCAGCUAAACCACAGUUGCAGAGGAAGCUUCCCCAUGGAGAACCCACUCAUCAUAUUUCUAUUGCUCUGUUGGCCUAAAAUCCACUACUGCCAAAGAACCCAGGCCUGCCCUUCCCCCUGCCCCGGUUGGAUCACCACUUUCUGGCAUCAGCUCACCAGAGUGGCCAUGACACGCUCCGUUUGUAAGCUGAUUGCUGCACAAGCCGCGUUGUUCCCUUUGUCUCAGACACUUGGACUGGUUGCCCCCAGCCUGUGGGCCCAUCGAUCUAUUAUUGCCUUACUUGACAUAUGCCACGGAGCACGAGGCCCUGUUUCUUCCAGCACCAUGGGGUGCCCAGCUGGUGUGGGCGCCACUGGUGUUCCUUGUCAUCAGGCACAUCUGCACCAGAUGCGGGGGCUGAGACUUCUUGUUGCCGCACUAUAGCCAUGAAAGAUUGGUCAACUGGAUGCCAGAGGACUUAAUUGCAUAUUAUUUCCUUUGGUCCUGGUGUAACUCCUAGCAACCAACAUAAGGACAUAAUAAGCACAGUUUCUAAUGUCAUUGGCCUGAAAUUUUCCAGUUUUAUUAAUCACGUUCUUGAAAAUUUUACUGAGGCUCAUCCGCCACAUCCUCCUGGGCGGCUGCUUCCUGAGGAUGCUUCCUGGAGGUCUGCUUACCUUGCCCUGGGCCUCCUGUCCAGCAUCAGGUUGGGUGGGUGAGGUUGGGCAGAGUGGGAAGGACCUCUUGCCCAGUGCCCAGAGACCCUCGGCUUACUUUUCCCCAGAAUGACUACAAGCAAGUUAUUACUUACAUCAUUGGAAAAGUGGUGAUUUUCACCACUUAAAUAAAAUUAAAAGAAACUUCCCCUUGAUCCCAACAUCUUUCCUCCCAUGAGAUUGACCCUCUCCAUGGUGAGGGAAAGGGUCUGUGUGGAGCAAGGCUGAGGCUUUCGCAGCAAUAACGGAGGGUCAUGAUUGCCUGGCCUGCCUCCAGCCCCCUCUCCUGUACCCAGACACCUCCACCAACGCAGCCUGCUUCGAGAUGUGCCCAGGACACUGAGGGUUUAGGAGGAGACGGUGUGGAUUCAGAUCUCUACAGAAAUCAUAAAUGAGACACGUGUAAUACAAUAUGGGAGGAAUCUAUGGGUUUGGGGUUUUUUCUACAAUUUCACAACUGGCCUUCAUAUCCUGCUGUUGGCUGUGGGGGAGUUUUCCCUGCAUUCGCCAGCCCAGCCUCGCCUUUUUCCCAGACAGGGAGAACCCAGGGCAGGCUGCUUCCCACAGGUGACCAGAGAUCAUCUUGGCAUUCAGAUUACCAAGCCUUCUGACUACCAAGCUGGAGCUCUCUGUGUCCUCUCUGAAGGUUCCCCAUCUCUAAUGAUUUCUUCCAGCAUGUUCCUAUCAGCCUUGGAGUUCCUUUGCCCCCUUUCAGCCAUUGCCAAGUUGGGGUGGGGGGGUGGGAGUGGGGAAGGGGCAGAUCUGACAAGAGUCAGAGACCCCAGCAAAAGUGGUGAAAGGGUGGGACUCACAAGGGGUUGGGGUGGAGGGAAUCUAGAUGAGUUUGAGGUGUGGGGGAGGGCAGAGAAUGAGGUUCUUUGGUCCAGGCAUGUGGUUUGGCUUCCAAUGGUCCCAUAGUGACCUCCUCCUUGUAAAGCCAGCUGAGUGGUGCUCUCUCUCUAGUUAGCUUUCUGUUGAGGAGUGUGCUUGGGGAAGGUAGGAGGCCAGCUGGCCACUGCUCCCUCUGCCCCUACAUCCCCAGAAGCCUCACGCCGGGAUAGAAAUUCUAGGUAGUGAGUUGAGAAGGUAGGAAAUGGGCUAUUUUUGUCUCUUUUAUUUAAUGAUUUUUUUCCCACUGAGAUCUAGGGGGACAGCUAGCAAGCCCCAGGACAGUAUUAUUCUGCUUAUUUCUCUUUGGGCAUGUACUCAUGCCUCCGUUGAUUUGUUUGUGUGGUGGUGCUGAGAAACUCGAGGGUAGAAAGUGCACAAUAGGACAGUGGGCUGCCCAGAGCCCAGCUGGCUGGGAAGAGCCCUCCUCUGUGGGUCUGUGGGGCUCUGGGCGCCAUCCCCGAGGGCGCCGGGCAGAGCUGGGGGACAGCAUGAGGCCCAGAAUAAGUGCCAAGGCUAAUCAUGGAAUGUAGGGUCUGUCUGCCACGGCUAAGGGGCUUGUUUGGGGAAUCCAGCAUAGAGCCAGCUCAUCGUCACUUAGUGACUACUCGGAGAAGUAGAACAGCUCUGUAGGAGCACACGGGGCUUCUCUGCACAGGUUUGCAUGGUGAACAACAAAAGAUGUAAAAUAUUCAGCCGUCCCCUUUUUUUUUUUUGACUUUGUAUUUUCCUGCACGUUCCCCUCAUUUUUAAUCAAUAAAGAACAAAUUGUCCGUG